Messenger RNA from Scophthalmus maximus (turbot), 2874 nucleotides. RefSeq names its product Bardet-Biedl syndrome 12 (gene bbs12). Gene Ontology annotation, biological process: photoreceptor cell maintenance; chaperone-mediated protein complex assembly. The transcript has 2 exons. The coding region runs from base 817 to 2694 and encodes 625 amino acids. The record is from RefSeq and is a predicted model, not a curated record. Gene Ontology annotation, molecular function: ATP binding. Lineage: Eukaryota; Metazoa; Chordata; Actinopteri; Pleuronectiformes; Scophthalmidae.
CUUUUUAGCUUCAUGUUAAUUGAGAGGCUCUGAAGUAUGACAUGUUAAGUCACAUAAAAGACCAGAGUUUGGUUUAACUAAAGUUAAAGAACCCCUCCAGUCACAAAAUCAUAAGUCAUAAAAAGAAUCUGCUCUGCCUAAUAUUUUGUUUAACAUUGUUUACCAAAAAAAACAAUGUUAAACAGCCCACUGAAAUGGGGCUGGAAACCAUCCACUCUCUAUCCCUCAAUGAGGAAUUCUGAGACCAUGACUAUUCAUGAUAGUCAAAUAACAGCCCCCCCCCCACCAGAAUGUGCGCAACAACACACACCGAGACUGUGUCUACGAUGUAACGCACAGCCUGCAAGCUACUGUGCAGCUUCUUAACCAUCAACUUCUAAACAAGCCUCAUCAGGUUAAUACUGUUGUAUUGCUGAAAGGCCACUUUUAAAUGACUAGCUGUUGAUCACCAUAAUUGGCCGGUGGAUGAUGACAUAAGCCUAAAUUUAGCAGCAGAUCGUUGAUCAAGAAGUGCCGAUUCCCCAUGUUUCGGCUUAUGUGAAGUGACCACAGCGGAUAUACAACGACCCCAUGUCGAUGCAAAGCGUUGAAUUGCCUCUUUCCACUCUUACAUGUACACAUACAGGAAAUGCUUGGGUUUCCUGUGUAUGAUAAGUCAGCAGUAAAUUGUCUCUUCAAGUGCCGAGCAGUCUUGUGAAUGGGAGUGCUGCGUCUAUUUCCUACUGGUUUUCCCUGCACUGUAAGAGGAAUUUUCCAGUGCAUGCAGGGAACUCGUGUCCAAGGAUCAAGCCUUUCAGUUUUCAGGCUCCUCCAGUGAUGCUGGGAAGUACAGUAAUAAACCACCGACAGCACGUUGGACUGCAGGAGCUCUCGGCGCUGGCAGGAGUCACACAUUCUUUUUUGGGACCCGAUAAAACGUACAAGUUCAUCCAGGACGACGCGAGCGGGGAGUCGGCUCUCGUGCGCUCGUGCUUCCGCCUCUUUGAGAACCUGGAGCUGACCUGCGCGGUGGGUCAGCUGGUUCACGAGACCAUCCAGGCCCACCAGAGGGUCUACGGCACAGGGUCGGGAUGCCUGCUGUUUCUGGCGGGGGCGUGGAGCCGUGCGGCUGUGGAGUGCCUCCAGAGGGGAAUUUCGGUACCGCACGUCGUCGCGGCGAUGUCUGAAGCCAUUGAGGUGUGCGAAGAUGUUUGCAGGAUUUGCAGCAUCUCAAUUGAGGGUCUUGGGGCGACGCAGUCAGAAGAGGGCGGCGCUGCGACCCCUCAUGGUUCAGGACUUCAGCUGUCGAAGAAAUCCGUCCCAAGGGCUUCACGGGCAUCGUGUCACAAGACUCUCAACAUCAGCGGACAAAGGAAAAUAAAACUAAGCAGACACUUUUAUGAGGCCGAGGCUAAAACACAACCCGAUCAGCCUGAGCCCCCUAACAUCACGUACUUAGCUGAUGCUUUGAGCCACGGUUGUGUUGACGCAAUGAAUUUAGCGGUGGAAGCCAACCGGCUGCAAUCUAAAGACAAUCAAGAUGUCGGUUGUUCCACGUUCGACGUAACCAAAGUGUUGACUUGUGUCGUACCUGGUUUACCAGAGGAGCGUUCGUGUGUUCUACCGGGCUGCGUUGUUCUUUUAUCUGUCGAACAGGCGUCGGUGGCCCUUCGUUUAAGAGAGCAGCCCGUGAACGUCGCUCUCAUCAACGGAGAUUUGUCACACGACUUCCGCCAUCUUGGCUUCAAGAGGCCCGCGGGGAUACAGCAAGUGAGCGACCGGUCGGCUUUGCUCGGUUCGAGCCCGGAGGAAGAGUGGCUGGUAAAGGUCGUGGCACUUCUGCUGAACCUGGAGUUGAACCUGAUACUGGUGAGUGGGCUCGCCAGUGAGAAAGUGAUUCAACGCUGCUGCGGGCAUCGCAUACUUGUGGUGGAGAAAGCCAAGGCGUCCGUUUUGAAGGCCUUCGCCGACGCGACGGGAGGCGUCCCCGUGACGUACGCCACGCAGCUGACCAAGCACUGUGUCGGCACAGGGGCGAAGGUCGCGACGUGGAGGGAACUCCACGAGUCCGCGACAGCAGUCAAUAUUUCCGCCCGUGGGAACGGCGGGUUGGUCACGGUGGUCCUCACGAGCUGUGUGCGCGGCAAGCUGCAGGCGCUGGAGGACCAGUUCUGGGCCUGCGCUCAUCGUUUACACCGCGCACUGAAGGACCGAGCCGUCCUGCCUGGUGCCGGGGCGACAGAAAUGCUUUGUGUUCGUCGCCUCCAGAAGCGAGCGGGGCACCGCUCAGAGACGAGUGGUGCCCCUACAGAGGCAGAAGGUGCAGUCAACCCUUACAGGGGUGAGGUGUUUCGCCUCAUGGCGGAUGGUUUAAUCGAUUACGUAUCCACUGUAAUGUUUAACACCGGAAGGUUUUCAAAAGUCAAAGCCAGGACGGCGCUGAGACAACAACUGCAGGAGUGUAACGGACACGUGGGCACCGCUGCAAAGUUCUCACAGGUUUUUUCAGAGGGCGAAAACGAGGACGGCGCUUUUGUCUCGGAGGCGAAACCCGCCGGCGCGCCGUCAAUGAAAGUCUACGAUAAUCUGAGCGUGAAGCAGGAAGCGUGGAGGAAAGCCUUGGACCUGGUUCUCCUGGUCUUACAGACCGACGCCGAGGUCGUCACGGGCGUAGAACAAAAAACUGCUGCGGAGGAAAAUCUGAUGCUGUUAUAAUCUUCAUGAAGCCUCUUGGGGAUUUAUUUGAUACGACUUUAUGACUGUAGGUUUUUCAGGGCUGCAACUAACGAUUAUUUUCAUAAUCGAUUAAUCUGUCGAUGACUUUCUCGAUUAAUCGAUUAGUUGUUUGGUCCAUAAAAUGGACCUCAAACCUCAAGAUGAGGUUUUGUUUUGUCC